Brassica rapa (field mustard) is the source of this 5095-nucleotide messenger RNA. RefSeq names its product thaumatin-like protein 1. The record is from RefSeq and is a predicted model, not a curated record. Lineage: Eukaryota; Viridiplantae; Streptophyta; Magnoliopsida; Brassicales; Brassicaceae.
AUAUUUAGAUUUCUUAUCAAUAUGACAUUUAACUCCUUUUGAAACAUUUAUGUUGAACUUUAUCUUAAACUCAUUGAUACUCUUAGAAUAUAUCAGCUUACAUGUUAAAAAUAUAGGUUGAAUCCCUUCAAUAGUACCAAAAAUAUUCACAAAAAUAACAAAUAAAAAAAACGAUCUUAAUAGCAUUCUUUAAACAAAACAAAAAAAAACUAAAUUACUAUAAACCCUAAACCUAAUUUUACUCUUUAGAUACUAAAUCCUAAAUUCUAAUUUAAAAUAUAUUUCUAUUGUAGAAUUUUUCAUUUACACACUUUAAUUGUUUUUUAAAUAUCUAUAUAUAGUUAGGGGAAAUUCUCAAAAGAUAAUAAAAUGAGUUUUUUAAUAAUAAAGCACACAAUCAGGAAAAUUACCAAAAUAAGUUUCAUUAAAGAGAUAAAAAACUCUUAUAAUUUAUCUAUAAAUAAAAAUAAUUAUUUAAAUAAAAAUUCAAAAAUCAUUAUUUUUGAAUAGUACAUUUUUAAUUCAUCUUUUCAAUUUUUCAAAAUUGUUUUUUAAAAUUUGAUUUUUAAAUCCAAAAAAUGUUUGUGAAACUAUUUUAAAUUUAAAAUAUUAUUUUUUUAAAUCCUAAACUCCACGCCUUCUAAAACCCCAUCUCUCAAAUCUAAACCCUAAGUCUUGAUUACUUAAUCAUAAUUAUAUAAGUGCCUAUUUAGCUUUUUUUAAUGAUAUAUUUUGGUAAUUUUGAACUUUGUGUGCUAUAUCUAUGAUAAAAAAAAUUAGUGCUAUCUUAGGAAAUUUCUUUAUAGUUAAUCAUAUAUUUUUAUUUGAAUGAACGCUAUUUUUAGAAAUUUUUAAUUUGGGUUUUCCGAUAAAAAUUUGUGUAAAUGUUAAUUGAAGGUAUUUGAUUAAAUAUAUCCAUUUGUAUUUGUUAAUUAUAUAUUUAUGCUAUCUUUGAUAUUAAAUUUUAUAAAACAAUAGAUAUUAAAAUCUUCUUAAUAAAUUAGCAUUCCAAAAUACACUGAAAAGCCUUUUGUUGUAAAAAACAACAUUCCCAAAGACAUUCUUCCAGUGUUGUUGACCCAACCCAAUACCUUAUGCAACUUCUAUAAACGAUCCUACAAAUUCCUAUCCAACGUUUAACUUUAGUUUGUCUCUUUCCUUAACAAACAAAAGAAAAGAGUUUUCGAAUUUGAACACAUUAAAUUUUAAUAAUUGAAAAUAGCACAUAAAUUAAAAUGUAAAACGAAUAAUAGGCAAAAAUCAAUGAAAUAACUUAGUUCGUAUAUUUCUAUUUUACAAGUUUUGUAAUGUGGACGUUGAAAUAAAUUAAAAGAUCACUGAACAUGUAUCAUGUAUGGGGGGAGGGGAUCUGGUAUAUACCUCUGGAAUGGCAUAUACAUAGGGGGAUCAGAUAAUAGAUGUUAUGGAAGUUUCCAUUGCACUAAUCCCCACUUAUCAACAACUCUUAUAACCUUUUAUAUAUCAAAAUCUCACUUUACCGGAACGACCAACAAACCAAGUGAAAAGCGAACAAUAAUGCCUCAAUUCUCAAAGAUGGAUUUGGUUAAAGUUCCUUCCUUUCUAGUGGUGAUUCUAUUUCUCAUCAAUGGUGCUUCCUCCACCACUUUCACUGUUGUUAACCAAUGCAACUACACUGUUUGGCCGGGACUUCUCUCUGGCGCCGGAACCGCUCCCUUAUCCACCACCGGUUUCUCUUUAAACACGUCCGAGUCACGAGUUAUCUCCAUACCUGCCUCCUGGUCCGGCCGCAUAUGGGGUCGCACGCUCUGCAAUCAAAACGCCACCACCGGGAAGUUUACUUGCGUCACAGGCGACUGCGGCUCUUCCCAAAUAGAAUGCUCCGGCGCCGGAGCCAACCCUCCGGCCACACUAGCCGAAUUCACACUCAACGGCUCCGACAACCUUGAUUUCUUCGACGUCAGUCUUGUGGACGGUAACAACGUCCCCAUGAUGGUCGUUCCUCGCGGCGGAGCUAAUGGAGUCGGUAAAUGCAACGCCACGGGCUGCGCGGCUGAUCUCAACGGCGUUUGUCCUGCUCAGCUGAAAGUAACGGUUGACGCAGUGGCAGUGGCGUGCAAGAGUGCUUGCGAAGCGUUUGGAACGCCGGAGUAUUGCUGUAGCGGCGCGUUUGGAACGCCGGACAAGUGUAAGCCGAGUGAGUACUCUGCUUUCUUCAAGAAAGCUUGCCCUACGGCUUAUAGUUAUGCUUAUGACGACGGUACAAGCACCUUCACUUGCUCCGGUGCUGAUUACAUCAUCACUUUCUGUCCUCCAAGUUCAGGGAGUCCCAAACCGGAGGCAGUUAACGUUUCGGCCGCACCUACCUUCUCAAUUGCAUUCAUAUUAAGCGUUUUAGCUGUUGCGGUUUCUUGGGUGGGGAGUGAGCUUUGGUGAUAUAUAUCAACAAGUUUAGUUUUUUUCUUUUACCAAAAAAUAAAAGUUCAGUUUAAUGUGACUGUGUUUGUUGCGAUUCUAUAGAUUUAGAAUAGUUAUGAAACGUACAUUUUACAUUCCAUAAAAUAGUAGAGCUUUAUAAUAAUCUGUCGCGUGAUAUCAAUAACACAAGUUUUAUAUGGACCACUGAGGAAUAUUAAGAGCGGAUUGACAUAAUUUAUAAAAUAACAUGUUUUCUGUUGGGAUUGUAAAAUCCCGUGACCAACUCUAUAUUAUCUGAUUAGUACGAUAUUGUUUACUUUGGAUCUAAUUGGUGACCCGCAUGGAUUUACUUUUGGUUUCCUUCCCAAAAUGCAUCGUACUAUUAGAGUUGAACAUCUCUUUAUAUAUUAGACACUCCUUAUCUAAUUUUCCAAUGUGGGAUUUGGAUUGACAUCUCUCAUUCUCCCCCUCAAGCUAAGGACCACACACCUUGUGCCCUUUCCUCUAGCGAAUCAUCUCGGUGCCUUGUCGCAUCUUCAACAUUCGACACCUUUAGUCGCAAGGUUUACUUUGAGUGGCUUUGAGAAUGUUUUUCCUACAAUUCCAGGAUGUUUUGACUAAUCUUUGCCGAACCUCCCUUUCCACUUUGAAGGGUCUCAUUCCUACUCGAAGGGUAUUUUGGUCUUCUUGCAGAUUUCUCGUCAACCGCUCUGAUACCAAUUGUUAGGAUUGUAAAAUCCCGUGUCCAACUAUAUAUUAUCCGAUUAGUACGAUAUUGUCCAUUUUGGGCCUAAUUGGCUGGCUCGCAUGAAUUUACUUUUGGUUUCCUUCUCAAAAGGUCUCGUACUAUUAGAGUUGGACAUCUCUUUAUAUAUUAGACACUCUUUGUCUAAUUCUUCAGUGUGAGACUUGAAUUGACAUCUCUCAUUUUUUCAAUGUAUAAGCAGAGAUCAUGGCUUCUUUCGAAGUUUCUCUUCAUCUUCCUUGCAAGACUUUAUCAAGCUCAGACCAGAAGUUAUCACUAUCGACGUGAGCCAAGGCCAUUUAACUUCUUCAUCAUGCUACACUUUCUCGAUGUAAGCUAAAGUGUAAAACAUGUCUUUAUUGUUGGUCGAUAUAUGUUGUGGGCGAUAUCUGAAAUCUGCUUAAGACAGAACUGUUGAAGAAUUCGAGAAGGGCCAUGCUGAUUCAGAGAAAGUCUUCAACGUUACAUUACUCUGUAACCAAACAGAUCAGCACAGCCUUGUUCUGAUCAUGUGGACCGUGGACGUGGUAGUUAUAUAAUAUAACACAGUCUUGUCCGACCAUGUGGACGCAUAGUAUAUAUAUAUAUAUAUAUAUAUAUAUAUAUAUAUAUCUUUUUUUAUAACUUAAAUUACUAGGACUGACUACUAGAACAAAAAUAAAACACUCUGCUAUUUUAAAAUUAUUUUGUAGGGUUGUAAGUGGGUGAAACGCUCGGAUGUUCUUAAUGGGUGAACUUCAUUCUAUCAUACUGUUAUUUAUUAUGUCAUACUCUUAUCUAUUUUGAUACUUUCCAUAAUGAUGGUUAAUGUCGAAAGUGCCAUUCCUCUACCUGAUCGAUUGAAUAGGGAUUGAAUGACAUUAGAUGACCAAUCAAAAAUCAUUAUUCUAUUUUCAAAUAGGGAGUAAUCGAAUCUGUUAUUUUCUCUCUCUCAUCUCACCCCCGCGGGUUUCUUCGGGCGUUCUCUUCUUCCUCGCUAUCAUCGCAUUGAGCUAACUCGGUUUCGUCGCUUGGAUGCUAAAUCAUUGAGCUAUUGAUUCCGUUUCACAGGGUAUGUAUCUUAAAUUAUCGUUAAAGCCAAUGUUUAGAAUCCACCAUAGACGAUCGAUUUACAGAGAUUCUGAUUUACAAGAUUCAUAGUUGUAAUUUGACUGGACUAAUCGUGGAUCGGAAAGUGUGAAUAGUAUGUUUAUUAGGGAAUCAGAUAAUCAACAAGUGUAUAAUCAUAAGAAAAAACAGAACAUCGGGAAUCAAAGAUGAUGAAUCUUUUCUUUGUAGUGAAAUGUAGAUGUAAUAAUGGAUCUAACUAUCCCUUCGCAGUGAAGGAGACUAUUUAACUUAAUGCGGUGGAGUUUAAAUGCAAAUGUAAUGAUGAUUGUACACAGUUUAGUGUUGUAAAGUUUAAAUGCAAAUGUAAUGAUGAUUGUACACGGUUUAGUGUUGUGGAGUUUAACUGCAAGUUUAACAUAUGCGACUGUUGGAGUGAGAGAGAAGUCGUGUCUUCUGAACUCGUGUCAAAAUGGAAGACUUACAACUUGUUAUUGGGGUAAUAAAUCAUUAAAUAGCAGGAAUUAAGUUACUAAAUAUUAUAAUUUUCAUUUAUUAUCUACGAUAUUGCUUUUUGUUAUCAUUUCUUGCAAAAUAUAAAAAUAAAAUAUCUAAAUUUCUUAAACUUACAUAGUUUCGUAUAUUUAGACUAUCUAAAUUGUUAAAAUUUUGCUUAGAUUCAUAUAUUUAGACAAUCUAAAUCAGUUCUUUCACUUACUUAUACAAAAUUAUAUUUUUAUCAAUUAAAGUUAUACAAAAUUUCAAAUCUAAUGCAUGCGACUGUUGCAAUGAGAAGUCGUGUAGAAGAAGUCCUCUCUUCUGAACUCGUGUCUUCUAGAGCCGUCUAUCAAAUCAUUUUUAAAUGGAAGAGAUACAACUUGUAGUUGGAGUAAUAAAUCAUUAAAU